Messenger RNA from Cylicocyclus nassatus, 1098 nucleotides. The record is from the annotation of a GenBank genome assembly. Lineage: Eukaryota; Metazoa; Nematoda; Chromadorea; Rhabditida; Strongylidae.
GUUUGAAAGUUGAUCUGUGGAUUUGUCUGAUCCAAUUCGGUUAUCAACAAGCACGGCGGCUUCGAAUCCAUUCUCCUGUUCCAGCUGAUCAGUACUUGAGAAAGUUUGAGGUAAUCGCCAAAGAGCCGGCGUGGCAACACAAGUCAAAUUCUGUGCAAACGCAACCCACAACUGUACAAUUCACUUCAAUUUUCUACAGCGGCCCACCUCAUCGCCUUCACACUAUCACAAUGCUCACGAAUUUGUAUCAUGUUCUAUGACGUCGAAGUAGUUGGCAAGAAGGGUACAAUGGACAUGAUCCUAUUCGUCCUCUACCUCAUAAGAUAUGUGCCGCUGUGCUGUAUUCUGACUAUGUUUCCCGCUAUCAUAGUAGAAAGAACUUUUGCUUCGCGAUAUAUCAGCGAUUAUGAGCAUACCGACCGAUCCUGGAUUUCGUAUUUGGUGAUAACAGGCUCUUUACUGCUUGCUGUGAUUUACUACAUCGUCGUUCAAUCAUUCUUUGUCGGCAUGUAUCCUAUGGUUCUCUUCACGAUAGUUACCUUGUCUAUCUGUGUGCUCUCGUCAGUUGUCAUGAAAGUAAUUCAUGGACGUGAUAUGGCUAAGUUCAGCGAUCUAGCGAAUCAAACUGGCCGCUCAACGAUCAACUACACGUUAAGCAUAAAAUUUCAAUUAGCGGAGAACUUGCGCGUUACAAAGUGGCUUACCUAUGCGUCCAUCGGCUAUACGAUUUGGGGAGGUGUUGCAUCUUUCUUGUGCAUUCCUCCAUUUUUGGUAUUCGAUGGGGACAGCCCUGUCGGACAGCUUUUCUACGAGACCUUUAACGUCUAUUUCGCCUUAACAUUUGCCAUUAUUGCCUGGACAUCUCUAUGGACAACUGGGGAGUUACAACGUUUAAUGGUCAAACUACCACGAUUAUGUUAUUCGCUUCACGUCUCUAAUUCUGAGGAUUUGAAUCCAGGCACUACUAGAAAUGACGAUAUUGUACUCGCAACAGAGAAUUAUUUCAAACAACUCAAUUCUGUUUGGUCCCGUACAUAAGAUCUAGUUUAUCUGCAAGCUUAACACUUUGCUUGAAUUUUUAGCUUAAUUAUGGUUUGC